UGCUGGGUGCAGGAUCAGCACAUUUAACUGGAAAACAUGAAGCUAUGUAUAGGGCGGCCGGCAAUGACUGUGCCAUUGGGCUCUCCUCCUCCUGCAGCAUCUUGUUUUUACGAUGAACUAACCCCCCCGGCCCAAUAAACCAACACAAUGUUCCCCUCUGAGAAGUUCCGCAAGGCGGCCGGGGUCCUGCUGACCAUCUCCCUGUCUGGGCUGGUCUGCUCGCUGCUGAUCUAUGCCUUACUGCUGGAGGCGGGCAGCAUCGCCAUCUCGGGGUGCAAGAAGAUCGGGUUCUACAACUACUGCCUGUACAACGGGACCAGCGCCGGCUGCUACUGCAUCACCGACCAGGAAGGACUGACGGCCGUGGGAUUAAACUGCCAGAAAGGUCUUCUGAUGUCCCUGGUGUUGACCUACUCGUCCCUGGUCACGUUCCUCAUGGGUCUCCUCACCAUGGCCUUGGCCCUGUCCUUCAACGAGCGCACCCUGUGGAUGUUCCCUCAGGUCUUCAACGGACUCAGCUUGGCUGGACUCUCCGUUGGGCUCCUCAUGUACCUCUGCUUGACCUGGGGGCUCUACGACAUCUCCGAGCUGAGCACCGGGUUCCUGGCUUUGCUCUUGGCCAUCGUAGGCCUGAUCUUGCUCUCCAGCAUCAUGAGACAUUACUCCAGACUCACAGCCAACCCGUUUAAGACACCCACGACUGAUGACAUUUCGGAUCAGAAGUAUAAUUUGGUGGUCUAAACGGGCCACGUAGGGAAGCCCUCAUCUUGGUUACGUUCUUGAUGCCUCUUCAACACAAGGCGGUGGUGGGUCCAGGGCUUUCCGCCCUAAGCUGUCCUCGUUUUUAUGGGACAUUUCGGAAUUGUGGACUCCAAAAGAGGAAAAAAUAAAUAAAUUUGAGGUUGGGGAGGUGUGGCUUAUGGAUAUGUGGGUGUGGCCCAGAAGUCUACAUGAAGCCCAGCCGCCCCAUCACUUGACCCAAUCACCAAACGACGGAAUAAAGUCAAGGCACAAAGCCCAGUUGAGGCCUCCCUACCAGCCCUACUGAUUGUUUUGAUCUCGUUUGUAUCUUUUUCACUAAUUGUAUAUUUACACAUUGUCUAAUAUACUGUGUAUGGGGGGAAAGUUUUCACUGGUUUGGGGGUGGGGGGGGGGUUGGUAAGGAUGGGAGUUUGUAUUCUUGCCUUUGCUAAUGAUUAUUAGUGUAAGUUAUAGAUGGCCUACUCUUAACAACUUUUCAAUUGGUCUUUUUUAUAUAUAUUUUUUUCAAUUAUUUGCCUUCCUAACUCAGUUUUCAAACUGUUACUUUUUAUUCCUUAUCUUUCUAUUCAGACUCUGCUCAUAUUCCUGUCUCUCUUUCAAACCAGUACCUUGUUGCUAAGUUAAGUUGGACCCUAGCAACCAGCUAGCUCAAAUUGCCAACUCUCUGCCGAACACAAAGCUAAAUAAGUCAACAAAUUGCAAAUAAUGAGAAAAUGAAGACCAACUGCAAAUUGUCUCUACAUCAUACUAAGAGUUAAUAUAGAGGUAAAAUACCCCUUUAAACCAGGAAGCAGACUGUCUGCGAGGUUUGAUUUGUAUAAUAAUAAUAAUAAUAUUAUUUAUGGGCCCUUUCCCUAUCAUUAAGUAUUGGGGUUUCUAGCUGGUUGCUAUGGUCAUUGGCCUUAGAAACCAAGCAGCUGGGAGUUAUAGCUUGAUAGAUGGGGCCUGAGUGUAAUGGCUAUUAGGGAAAUAAUGGCUGGCUAUUAGGGAAAUAAUGCUAUUGCCAUUUCUAUUAUUGUUCUAAAUUCCUUAUGUUGUUUAUAUUGAAAAGAUUGUUAUACUGCUGUAAUUCUUCAGUAAUUGUCGCACUGAAUCACUUUAAUAGGAUGGGGAUAUCCAAUGGGCUGCCGGCAGCUCCCAGCACGCUUUCAUAAUAUGUUGGGAUACGCUGGGAGUUGUAGUUCAGCAACAGUAUAACGACUGAUAUGGACAGUUCAUGCAGGGUUUUCCUCUAGUUGAACUACAGCUCUAACCUCCAGCCCAGAAGUUCCUGCAGUUCUGUUGGGCGGCUGCCUGGAUAUUCCUGCCCCCGCACUGCUCUUUGGGAAUCCAGUAUCGAUGGAGAAGAUCAUUCACCUUCUGUGCCUUAAACCGAAUGUGCAUUAUUGUAUCCUCUCCUGUGUUCAUAGUGUUAUAAGCAAUAAUCAUUGGUUAACGAUACAUUUAAAUACAUUUAUAUCUUAUAAACCUC
Messenger RNA from Xenopus tropicalis (tropical clawed frog), 2233 nucleotides. It is a transcript of the gene tmem140, whose product is annotated as transmembrane protein 140. Lineage: Eukaryota; Metazoa; Chordata; Amphibia; Anura; Pipidae. The record is from RefSeq and is a predicted model, not a curated record. The coding region runs from base 148 to 741 and encodes 197 amino acids. The transcript is spliced from 2 exons.